Messenger RNA from Neopelma chrysocephalum (saffron-crested tyrant-manakin), 1518 nucleotides. It is a transcript of the gene MACIR, whose product is annotated as chromosome unknown C5orf30 homolog. The transcript is spliced from 2 exons. The coding region runs from base 566 to 1267 and encodes 233 amino acids. Gene Ontology annotation, biological process: negative regulation of fibroblast migration; negative regulation of cytokine production involved in inflammatory response. The record is from RefSeq and is a predicted model, not a curated record. NCBI's taxonomy places the organism in Eukaryota, Metazoa, Chordata, Aves, Passeriformes, Pipridae.
CAACCUUGCUGUAUGACUAUUUUAUUUAUACUUUUUUGUAGCAUAAUUUCCAUUUCUUUUAACAGAACAAGUUGAGUCUUUGUGGAAGGCUCCUGGAAAGAUUUCUAAACUGCAGGGUAAAAAUAAGCAAGAACAGAUACUGAGAAUUUCUUGGCUAAAUCCACAGGAUAGCUGAAAGUUUUAAUGAGAAAUUUUUGUGCCUCCAGUAAUCAUGGUUGCUGAUGGUACAAAAUUUCUUCUUAAGAAAUUGCCAUUAAUGUCUUUGACUCAGUGGCUGAAACCUCAUCAGAUUUGUUGUCUCAUUGCUUGGUAUGGUGCUCCAGUAGGAAACAGCAACUGCUUCCGCUAUUCUGAAAGUGUUAAUUGACUCCAUAAAUAUACAUUGAAUUCAGUUAAGUAUAAUUGGCAACAUUAUUGAGUUUUAUGUGGACUUUUUUCACUGAGAAAUUUCAGUGUUUGGUAUUUUAAUUCUUUAUUUAGCUUUUGCUGUAUUGUUUGAUUCACAGAAUUACAGAGUUGUUACAGUUGGAAGGGACCUCUGGAGAUCAUCUAGUCCAACCCAAAAAUGCUUAAAAGCUCACUGAUGAAGUGUAUCUGUAAAAGUUACGCUACGCAAAAAUUGGAGUAUAGCCUUGUGUUUAAAAUGGAAGUUGACAUAAAUGGAGAGUCCAGAACUGCCCUGUCCACUCUCCCUGUGCCUCUUGCAGAGGUGGGCUCUGCAGGCAGGACGGAAGCUGAAAAGCCCCGCUGUUCCAGUACCCCCUGCUCGCCCAUGCGGCGGACAGUUGCAGGAUACCAGAUUCUCCGCAUGGAUUCUACCUACCUGGUGGGCUUCACAACUGGAGAGGAGCUGCUGAAAUUAGCCCAGAAAUGUACGGGAGCUGAAGAGAGCAAACGAGAAUCUGGGCCAAACUUGCGCUCCAAGCAGCUGGAUCCAGGACUUGCACACUCCUCCCGUUUGUACAAAACCAGAAGUAGGUACUACCAGCCAUAUGAGAUCCCAGCAGUAAAUGGGAGGAGGAGGAGGCGGAUGCCCAGCUCAGGGGAUAAAUGCAAUAAAGCUUUACCAUAUGAACCUUACAAGGCACUUCAUGGUCCCCUGCCUCUCUGCCUUUUGAAAAGUAAAAGGGCUCAUUCAAAAUCCCUGGACUACCUCAAUUUAGACAAAAUGAGCACCAAGGAACCUGCUGACACAGAAGUGCUACAAUACCAGCUCCAACACCUCACCCUUAGAGGGGACCGUAUGUUUGCAAGGAAUAGCACAUGAGCUGUCGUCUUCAACUUAGAAAUGAUUUCUCAUCCUUUCUCUGUUGCUGCAAAAAUCCACUGCUGUACUGUAUACAUGACUGUCCACAUUGUAGGUGGUUGUAUCAGCUAAAUGUUACCAGAAAGUAAUUUAUUUGAAUAGUCUUGGCAAUGCAAUGUGUUACAAAUACUAGGAGGGAGAAAUCUUUCCUGAGCAAGAAGCUUCUGAUGCAAAUUUGACUGCAAUCAGUGGAUAUUUCUUUGGACGCUUUU